AUGUUUACUUUAAGAUAUUUACGAGUACCGCCAAUUUCUUUAAUUACUCUACGUCAUUAUGCUGUAACUAAAACUGCUACGGGCCCAUCGGGUGCUGCAUUGAAGCUCGGCGGUGGUAUAGCAAAAAAAGGUGCAGUAAUAACAACAACAGUUCAACAAUAUCUCGAUGCUGAAACAGAUCCUGAAAAAUUAGUUAAUUAUUGUUGUGGUUUGAAUUAUAAAAAAGAACAACCACUUGUUGAAAUCAAAGCCGAUUCUACUUAUCCAGAUUGGCUAUUUGGUUUAGAAAAAUUAGAUAAAAUUAGUAUUGAUCAACUUGAUAAAGAUACGUGGGAAUAUUGGACAAGAUAUAAUGAACAAGGUGAAGAAUUUCUUCGAACUAUAAAUGAAAAACGUUAUCCUGAACGAUAUAUACCAACUUGGCUAAAAGAAUUAAGACCAUUAUGUUAA
Adineta steineri is the source of this 450-nucleotide messenger RNA. Lineage: Eukaryota; Metazoa; Rotifera; Eurotatoria; Adinetida; Adinetidae. The record is from the annotation of a GenBank genome assembly.